Molecule: messenger RNA, 510 nt
Organism: Tripterygium wilfordii
Lineage: Eukaryota; Viridiplantae; Streptophyta; Magnoliopsida; Celastrales; Celastraceae
Product: protein FAR1-RELATED SEQUENCE 5-like
Exons: 1
Coding region: 1-510 (169 amino acids)
Source: RefSeq, a predicted model, not a curated record
AUGGCUGAACAAUCAAUUGUUGAACCAAAGAUUGGAAUGAUGUUUGCUUCAGUAGAUGAUGGCUGGAAAUUUUGGGGAAAUUAUGAAAAAGCAACAGGUUUUGGUGUCAGAAAACAUUGUACUAAUAAGAAUAAGGAUGGAUUAAUUUCAAAAGAAGGCCACAAGGAAGAAGAUAAAAGAGUCUUGGGCAAUCAUCGAUGGGAAGUUAGAACAGGUUGCUUAGCUAAGAUCAAUGUGGGGUUAGAUAAAGAGACUGGAAAUUACGUUGUAAAGGCUUUGAAGAUGUCACAUAAUCAUGAUCUUGAGCCUCCUGAAACUAAUCAUAUGUUGAGGUCACACAAAAAAAUGAGUGAAGCUCAAGCCUUUGCAAUUAUGUUGGCAAACGAUUCUGGACUCAAACCAAAAGCAACUUAUGAAUUAAUGAGUAGGGAGGCAGGUGGGAGGUUGAAUGUUGCGUAUGUCAUGGAAGAUCAGAAGACAUAUUUAAGAUCAAUAAGAAAAAAAAAAUGA